CUUAACCAGGUAAUCUGUGGACCCAUCUGCUGUUACAGUCACCCACCGUACAUCCACUCUACACCAACAUGUCACCUCUUUGUUAGACCACGUAGCCCAGCGCAAGAGAAGAACAUGCUGCUGUCUCCUCAAGCAGAGAGGAACUGGGAGAGCCUCUGUGAGGUGCUUGAAGACGUACUGGAGGAACAGUCUCACAAGCAGCUAUUUGCCUUAGAGAUCGGCUCCGGGACGGGACAGCAUGUCAUCAGGUUUGCGCAGAAGUUGCCCUUUGUCACUUGGCAGCCAUCGGACAUCAAAAUGGAGUGCCGAGACAGCAUUAAAGCCUAUAUAGCUGCAACCCACGUGAAAACUGUGCUGCAGCCAGUCCUGCUGGAUGCCAGCGAGCCUUGGGACAAAUGGGCAGGCGUUUCCCGUAGCUCCUGUGACAUUAUCAUCGCCAUUAACCUGCUGCAGUACAGCUCCUUCAAAACAGCACAGGGCGUUUUCAGUGGAGCAGGGCAGACCCUCAAACCAAACGGCCUUUUGAUAACAUACGGGGUUUAUGCUGUUAAUGGCAUUAUUUCACCAAGCUGUAAUGAAGUUCUGGAUGAAGAACUACGGAAACUGAAUCCAGAGUGGGGUCUUCCAGACCUUGACGUGCUGAGGCAGCAGGCCUAUGGAAACGGGCUGCGUUUGGAGAGAAUGAUUGAGAUGGAAGACUACUACAAAUGCCUCGUCUUUAGGAAACUCUGAAGGUUGUCCUCGUGAAAUAGACUUUGUAGCAGAGUACUGGUGUCACCAAUAAGGUGCACAUAUAAAAAUAAAUCACUAUCGUAUACUUAAUAUCAAAUUUAAAAUUGUAUAUUUACAAAGAUAUGUUAAUUUGGUCAGUAAGGAAUAAAGUGUUAGAACUAUGAGUGCAAAACUAACAUUCACGUUUGCAGGACUCAAUCCUGUGCCACUAUGGAGCAUUCUGCCUCCAGACUGACACUUUUUUUUUUCACUGCAUGUUUUAGAUGAUUUUUUUAAAUGUUUUGUCCUUUAUUUUUAUUGCACUCAUCACUUUUA
This is a messenger RNA of Fundulus heteroclitus (mummichog), 1047 nucleotides long. Its product is annotated as methyltransferase-like 26 B. The record is from RefSeq and is a predicted model, not a curated record. Lineage: Eukaryota; Metazoa; Chordata; Actinopteri; Cyprinodontiformes; Fundulidae. Bases 115 to 732 code for a protein of 205 amino acids. The transcript is spliced from 7 exons.